AUGUUCGUAAACCGUUGACUCUUUUCAACUAACCACAAAGAUAUCGGAACCCUCUAUCUAUUAUUUGGUGCCUGAGCAGGAAUAGUAGGGACAGCCUUAAGUAUUCUCAUUCGAGCUGAACUAGGACAACCAGGAGCACUCCUAGGCGAUGACCAAAUUUAUAAUGUCAUUGUUACAGCCCAUGCAUUCGUAAUAAUUUUCUUUAUAGUUAUGCCUAUGAUAAUCGGAGGCUUCGGAAACUGGCUUGUGCCGCUAAUGAUUGGGGCCCCUGAUAUAGCAUUCCCACGAAUAAACAACAUAAGCUUUUGAUUACUUCCCCCAUCAUUUUUACUCCUUUUAGCAUCAUCUAUGGUAGAAGCCGGAGCCGGAACAGGAUGAACAGUAUACCCACCCUUAGCCGGUAAUCUAGCCCAUGCCGGAGCUUCUGUUGAUCUAACCAUUUUCUCCCUUCACCUAGCCGGCGUAUCCUCUAUCUUAGGAGCUAUUAAUUUUAUCACCACUAUUAUCAAUAUAAAACCCCCUGCUAUAACCCAAUAUCAGACACCUCUAUUUGUGUGAUCCGUAUUAAUUACAGCUGUACUUCUACUUCUUUCACUACCAGUGUUGGCAGCAGGCAUUACCAUACUCCUCACAGAUCGAAACCUAAAUACUACUUUUUUUGAUCCUGCUGGAGGCGGAGAUCCAAUUCUCUAUCAACAUCUAUUUUGAUUCUUCGGACACCCAGAAGUCUAUAUCCUCAUCCUCCCAGGAUUUGGAAUUAUCUCCCACGUAGUUACCUACUACUCUGGGAAAAAAGAACCAUUUGGAUAUAUAGGCAUAGUUUGGGCCAUAAUAUCUAUUGGUUUCCUAGGAUUUAUUGUAUGAGCUCAUCAUAUAUUCACAGUAGGCCUAGAUGUAGACACGCGAGCCUAUUUCACAUCUGCCACCAUAAUUAUCGCAAUCCCUACAGGAGUAAAAGUAUUUAGCUGACUUGCUACCUUGCACGGAGGUAACAUCAAAUGAUCUCCUGCUAUACUAUGAGCCCUAGGGUUUAUUUUCUUAUUCACAGUAGGAGGGUUAACAGGAAUCGUCCUAUCUAAUUCAUCACUUGAUAUCGUACUCCAUGAUACAUACUAUGUAGUAGCCCACUUCCACUAUGUGUUAUCUAUAGGAGCAGUAUUUGCCAUUAUAGCCGGCUUUGUCCACUGAUUUCCUCUAUUUUCAGGAUACACCCUAGACGAUACAUGAGCAAAAGCCCACUUCGCUAUCAUAUUUGUAGGUGUCAACAUAACAUUCUUCCCUCAACAUUUCCUAGGACUGUCAGGAAUACCUCGACGAUACUCUGACUACCCAGAUGCUUACACCACAUGAAACACAAUCUCAUCUAUAGGUUCAUUUAUCUCACUUACAGCCGUCCUCGUAAUAAUUUUUAUGAUUUGAGAGGCCUUCGCAUCAAAACGAGAAGUGCUUUCAGUCUCCUACUCCUCAACCAACCUAGAAUGACUUCACGGGUGUCCUCCACCUUACCACACAUUCGAAGAGCCUUCCUAUGUAAAGGUUAAAUAA
Molecule: messenger RNA, 1545 nt
Organism: Rattus rattus (black rat)
Lineage: Eukaryota; Metazoa; Chordata; Mammalia; Rodentia; Muridae
Source: the annotation of a RefSeq genome assembly